Messenger RNA from Oikopleura dioica, 2850 nucleotides. The record is from the annotation of a GenBank genome assembly. NCBI's taxonomy places the organism in Eukaryota, Metazoa, Chordata, Appendicularia, Copelata, Oikopleuridae.
AUGUCUUCUAUCCACUACAAAUUCUCCGCUUCUGCGAGAUAUCACACCGUCCAAUUCAAUGGCCUCAGUAUAUCUCUUGCGGAUCUCAAGCGCGAGAUCAUGGAAAAGGAGCAGCUAAAGCCAACCGAAAAUGAUCUGUCAAUCUCCAAUGCUCAAACUAGAGAAGAGUACAGAAAUCUAAACGAGCAGAUACCCAAAAACUCGUCAGUUCAAGUCAGGCGUACUCCACUUGGUGCCUCUCGUUUGGCCAACCAAGGUGGCCAAACUUAUGCUGUCAAAAAGACGACUAAGCCUACUGUAUCUAAAGAAGAGCUGAUGAAUCAUGCGAAUCUAGCGGAAAUGAGCUCUCAGGCGAAAGAAGAAGAUCUGAUGGAUGCUGUCAUCAAGCAGUCUUCUCUCGGCUACGAUGAGCAUCGUUGGAAGGGAAAAGGCCGUGGUUACAAAUCCGACCAGCCAGCUCCAAGCUAUCUUCGCUGUUACAAGUGCCAAGGCCAGGGGCACUAUCCCAAUCAAUGCCCAAUGCCAAAGAAGAUGGACAAGCCAAUGCGCGCUCCAACUGGCAUUCCUCGUUCAAGCUUCGUCAAAGCUAGUGCAACUGAUCCCGGCGCCAAGCUUGAAUCCCCCGGAGUUUAUGUUGUUACCAAGCUUGAAAAACAAGCGUACCUUGACCCGAAGAAGGAGCGACCUCCCUUCCUUCCUCCACUCAAAAAAGAGAAUGAAGAUGAUCAAGAGCAAGUUCCAGACGAACUUUGCUGCCCAAUUUGCAAUGAAUUGAUACAAGACGCGAGGAAAACACCCUGCUGCUCAACAACGUACUGCAAUAACUGUAUUACUCAGAAGCUACUCGACUCGGAUGACAGCUUAUGUCCAAAAUGCAAGAAACAACUGAAGCCUGUUGAAAUGCUGGAAGACAAGAUUGUCAAAGACGAAGUUAUUCAAUUCAAGAAUCGAAAUGACUACCGACGAAAGGGACAGAUCUGGCCUUCAGCAGUUCAAAAGAAGCCCGCUGCUGCACCUAGAAAAAUUGAAUACGGCGGCUACGGAGCCGUCCACAAAGCUGGAAAUACAGAGUCUAACCCACUCUCUUCCGGAUAUACUGUGACGGCAAAGACAGAGCCUGUAACCCUAGUUAAAGUUGAGUCAAGUCCGUCCGUUACUGCACCUGCUGCCGCAGCACCUACCAUGUCUGUUCCUCCUCCGAUGUUCCCUCCUGUUCCACCGCCGACAAGUCAGGCAAUGCCGCCGAUGAACCCGUCUGUCCCUCCUCCAGGGAUGAACACUACUGUUCCUCCACCAAACGUCCCUCCUCCUGCUGCAAACCAGAUAACUGCCCCGAGCAUAACAGCUCCCCCUCCAAUUCCACCGCCUGGUGUUCCCCCUCCUACUGCCACAACGGAUGCGCCAACAAUGCCACCCAUGCCGCCAGGAAUGCCACCGAUGAUGCCGGGUAUGCCGCCAAUGAUGCCAGGAAUGCCCCCAUUCGGUUUCCCAGGCUUUCCGGGCGUUCCACCAGGCAUGCCAUGGAAUUAUCCAAUGCCAGGAAUGAAUGUUCCGCCACCAGGAACAACUGGAGAAAUUAGACGAGCCCGCUCACGCUCGAAAUCCAGAGACCGUCAUCGUUAUCGCAGCUAUUGGAAGAACCGAUCGCGUUCAAGAUCCCUCGAGAUCGCAGCCGGGACCGGAGUCGAAGCCGAAGCGGAGACAGAAGCCGACGUUCGGGGAGAGAUCGAAGAAGAGACCGCUCGUCCUCGCGAGAUCGUGGCCGAGAUCGAAGUCGACGACAUAGAAGUCGGAGCAGAAGCAAAUCAAGAGACAGAUCAAAGCGGCGCAGAUCUCGAAGCAAGUCAAGAAGUCGCUCUCGUUCCAGAUCGCCAAGGAGACGAUCGGUUACACCUGAUCGAAAGGAACAACGCGGUAGAUCAAGAACUCCCGACAAAGAAGCUGACUCUGGGGAACGCUCAGACUCGCCCAAGCCCGAGGAGCAUAAGAAAUCUAAGAAGUCCAAAAAGGAGAAAAAGGAAAAGAAAGAGAAAAAGCAUCGACGAGAUCGAACACGCUCCCGAUCUGGAGAGCGUCAUUCUCGGAAACGCAAGUCUCGGACGAAAUCCAAAUCAAAAUCCGUCGAAAAAGCUCUCCCUGAAAAAGGAACAAGGGUCAAACGCGUCUUCUGAAAGCAGCCCAGUGCGAAACAAGCGGAAGCGAUCAUCGGAAGACGAUGCAGAGGACAAUCUCAUCAAUAAGCGAAAAAGCCUUGGCCCGGAGAAGUCUGAUGAUUCCAAAACCGAGCAGGAGGGAGAAGCGACGUCAAAUGAAGCGAGCGAGAAAGCGCCAGAUUCUCCCGAAGACGAGAAGCCAUCGUCUGGACCUGAGCUCAUCGAUGCAUGCAAAUGGAAGCCUGUCGAUACAGAGAAAACCAAUGGAGCUCAUUCGCCCGAAACUGCUGAUGACAUUACUCACCAAGUAAUGGAUAUGGACAUGGACGACAACAACACAGAAAAAUCAGAUCAACUUGAAAUCAACGUCGGCGAAGAUGCCGAGCUGAUGGCUGAUGUCAAACUACCCGACCUGCGCACGGUCAUUUCUAGGUCAAAUUCACAAUCGGACGCCUCCGACGGAUACGAAAUUAAACCGCUCAAAAGAAAGAAGUCGAAAGAUAAGAAAGAGAAGAAGUCUAAAAAGUCCAAGGACUCCAAGAAAUCAUCGAGAAGAGAAGAUACUCACAUAAGGAAGGUUUCGUAUGCUGGCUCGCCAGAAAGGGAAUCUUCGCCAAAGAGGAAAAAGUCAAAGGACAAAGACUCGAAAAAGAGCAAGAAGCAGAAAAAGGAGAAACGCCGAAAAGUUGAUGUUUAA